AAACCUAAAUCAUGCGGCGCUUUACUGUUGUCUCUCUUCUCAUUGCGUGGCAGCGGUGUCUCUCACUCUCUCUCGUCUGUGCCGCCGCCCUCGCCUGCUCUCGAUGCGCCGCGGCCCUCGACAAGUCGCCCCGCCUCCUUCGUCCAGCGUCUGCAGCAGUAGCCUCUGUCCAACGGAGGCAAAGGCAAAGCAGAGCUAACUUCGAAAGCAAAGAAACACAAAAAUGGCGGUGAGAAAUUUGGCAUCUAAAUUCCCAUUCCUCAAACGUCUCCGCCCAAAUUCCACGCCCUUGUCGCCUCUCUUCUCCCAUUCUCAAAUCAUAUUUCAAAGCUCGAGGAUUGUUAGCAGAAGCAUACCUCUUGCUGCUGGGAAUCGUGUGAUUGUGGGGCAAAUGUGUAACUUUGGCGGGUUCCAUUCGGGUCGGGUUCUGAGGAAUGCGGAGCCUGAGGUGGGGCAAAAAGGUGGGGCGGAUGAUGGUCGGGUCACGAAGAGGAAGAAAUUGAAAGGGAAGAGAGCUGUGGUGAGGUGGUUGAAGCACUUCAGGUAUAAGAAGAAGAAAUCCUAUGAAAGGAUGACCGCCGAAGAGAAAAUCCUCUACAAAUUGAUGAAGGCUCGAAGGAAAGAGGAAAGAUUACUUGAAGCUCUCAGAAAAAUCGAGCCUAAAGAGACAUCGGACACAAUGCACGACCCUGAAAUACUGACACCCGAAGAACACUUUUACUUUUUGAAGAUGGGCGAGAAGAGCAAGAAUUAUGUCCCCGUUGGGAGGCGAGGGCUAUAUCAAGGCGUUAUACUGAACAUGCACUUGCACUGGAAGAAGCAUCAGACGUUGAAGGUCAUCGUGAAGACGUUCUCUCCGGAAGAGGUGAAGGAGAUUGCUUCGGAGCUGGCAAGAUUGAGCGGUGGGAUUGUGCUCGAUAUUCAGGAAGACAACACCAUAAUCAUGUACAGAGGGAAGAACUAUUGCCAACCCCCGACCGAGAUAAUGUCUCCGAGGGAAACCCUCUCGAGAAAGAAGGCGUUGGAUAAGUCGAGGUAUAGGGAUGCUCUGAGGGCUGUUAAGAGAUAUAUUCCAAGACUCGAGCAGGAGCUCGAGCUGCUUCAAGCUCGGGCGGGAAGUGAACCUAGCACGAACGAAGAAAACCAGGCGAACGAGGCUGGUGGUCUUGAUUCCGGAAACCUUCCCAAUCAAGAGUUCGAAGGGUCUGAUAGGUUGAAAGAACUAUUGGCUAAGAGUGAAGGAAAUGACACCAACUCGAGCGUAGAUUCGGAUAUGGUUUCGGACACCGAAGAUCUGUCGGAUAUUUUUGAGACGGAAUCGGAAUCAGACGCGGAGACGGAAGGGAGAGACGAAAAGCCUCUUUAUAUGGACGAGUUUGAAAAGUUCCCGGUGCAGAGUGAGGGAGAGGACGACGAUUUUGAAGAACACCUGCGCAGGAUAUCUGCCGAUUCGAGAAAGGAGGGGAAAUCACGCGAUGGAGACGGAGACGCGGAUCUCGAUGAGGUUGAUCGAAUGGUUCUACGAGCUGCGUCUCUUUUGAAGAAAAAGAGGAGAUAAAUCACACUGUGCUGCUUGAAUGAUAGUGAAGAUUUUGAGGAUCAUCACAUCACCAUGGCAAAGGGUGAAAAGCUUCGACAAAUUCCACCGGACGCGUCGUCCGUGCCGUGCAGACGACAAGAUGCAAUAGAAGACGUCGCACAACAAGAUCGGUAUAUAUAUUUAAAUUUUCUUGGUAUCAAUCAUGUGCAGAUGCAACAAGAGAUGUGGCACAAUGAUGCAAUAAAAGAUCCGUCUUGUCGAAGAUGACGGUCAGUCGAGGUAGGAAAUUUACGGGGCAGCACGCUGCCAAAGUCGGCGUGCUCGUAUCUCGACGAUGCUGUAGCUGCUGCUAAGCAAAGUAAACCAGUGAGCAGGCGUAGAGUAGAUACAUGUAUACAUUACAAGUUGUUGGGAUCUCUAUAUUUAUGCUACAUUACAAAUCAAUAACAAAAUGAGGUAGCCACUGUGAAAAAAGUUGCACUCUUAUUAAUAGUAAUGACAAAAUAACAUAUUAAAAGAAAUCUUGAU
This is a messenger RNA of Salvia miltiorrhiza (redroot sage), 2068 nucleotides long. RefSeq lists its product as uncharacterized. The record is from RefSeq and is a predicted model, not a curated record. The transcript is spliced from 5 exons. NCBI's taxonomy places the organism in Eukaryota, Viridiplantae, Streptophyta, Magnoliopsida, Lamiales, Lamiaceae. Gene Ontology annotation, molecular function: RNA binding. The coding region runs from base 224 to 1558 and encodes 444 amino acids.